AUAACUACAUGUAGCAGCUUGACCAAACCUCGAUACCGCUACCGUUAACAUCUCUCCGCCUCAUCUACCCACCGCAACGGCCGAGACAUCGCACGCGUACUGCUCGAUACAGACUCUGACCACUGCGAGCUUCAAGAUGCGUACUGCACUGACCCGUGAAAGAUCCUUGGACUGCCUCCCUGAGUCCCCUGGUCGUAGUAGUGCCUGCUCGAAUCGCUGGGGGCACUUCGGACACAGAUACUCCCUGGCCAGGAGGAGUGGAACAUGAACAUAUGAUACAUAUCGUACGCGAUUCCUGGGGAGCCGUAUCUUUAGUGUUCCAACUUCCAUGGACCAUGAUGCUGGACCAUCAUCAAGACGCCAAUGGAUCGUCCGCCUUGGGAUUUGGGAAAACUCACCAUCGUCACUUGUUAUGCCGCUUGGAGGAACGCUUCUAAUUGGCAGAAACUGCGAUGCAAACGACCGUCCUGUCUUCUGCCAAGGCUCCAGGCCGCGCCUUGUCGACCAUCCGGUGAUAUUGUACCGUAUGAGUAGUAGUGACGCCGCAUGACACAUGACCUCUUACCAGCGAAGGAUUCUGUUCAACGAGGGCGUGGUUGUAUGUGACGCAUCACUACCUAUGCGAGACAAAGAUACACCGGUACACAGCCUCGUGAGGCGCUGAGCUCCAGACGCGAUGAACAUAUACGCGACCCUCCAUCUUCCACACUCAUUCUGACUGACUCCAACGGGCUCGCCUCCUCCUCCCCGGCAAGAAGUCUAUCAUUGGAGAAAUGCCCCUGUACACCCCGGCUGUGCUCAAGCACAAAUGGACAUGCUUACCAAACGAACCGCCAAUCUUCCGCGCUCCGCGCAACUCACCAUCCCUUCACCAUGCCUACCACCACCAUGUUGACUUCACACCGGUGUUGAAAUCGUAGAGUCCAGUAAGGAUGGUGUCGCAACUACCGCAGGCUUCAGGCCGCGGGCAUGGCACGUUCGCCAGCUGGGCGAUGAACUAGAAUAAGUGUUUGCACCAAAUCGUGUUCCCAGGAGGUCCUCGAUAGCUUGCUGUUAACAGGACAAAGGCUUCUUGAUCUGCAAACACUCACACUCACACACACAUACACAAGUACAGCAGUUUCCUUUCACACUGCGCUUUUGCCGCCAGAAACAUCAUUCUCCUCGUAACCUUGAGAGAGGGAGCUUUGAACCCGGCUGCCAUACAUAUAGCAUUAGACAAGAAACAAUUUCCUCAGUCAUGACCCUUACACCACCCGACUUGACUGAGCUAGGUGGCACACCCACUGGGCGAGUCAUGGCAGAGCGAGAUUCCAAGAAUCCAAUCGAAGAUAGUAUGGAUAUGCUUCGACUACUGGAAUACCCGCAACUUAUGGGCAGAACAUAUCUCGAUCACGCCGGGGCCACUCAACCAGCCAAAUCACUCAACACCGCCAUCUGCGAAGACGUUUCCCAAAACCUCUACGGCAACCCCCACUCUGAACACUCUCCCUCCCAACUCGCGCACCACCGCAUCCAAGAAACCCGUCUCAAAGCCCUCGAAUUCUUCCACGCGGAUCCUCACGAGUGGGAUCUCAUUUUCACGCAAAAUACCACGGCUGCGGUCAAACUCGUGCACGAUUGCUUUCGCGACCACGCUGCGGCUCCGCCAGGUGGUGGCGCUGGUCGCAAUUGGUGGUUUGGAUAUCACAAGGACUCGCAUACGUCGAUUGUCGGGGUGCGAGAGGGGACGAGAUUGCAUCGGUGCUUUCGGAGUGAUCGCGAAGUGGACUUGUGGAUUGAGAGUCGAGGGCUUGGGGGUGCGAUGGUUCAUGAUGUUGGGUUGUUUGCUUAUCCUGCACAGUCGAAUAUGACGGGAAGGCGACUACCUCUUGAUUGGCCUGCACGCAUACGUUCACGUGUCAAAGCAGAGACGUACACUCUCCUGGACGCGGCAGCAUAUACAUCCACGGCCGAACUGAACCUCUCCGACACCGCUCGAGCACCGGAUUUUGUCGCAUUGUCGUUUUACAAAAUCUUUGGAGCUCCUUACAUUGGCUGUCUGCUCGUCAAAAAAAGUGCGAGAAAAGUCAUGGAGUCUCGCCGAUAUUUUGGCGGGGGCACAGUCGACAUGGUCAUUGCCGUCAAUGACAGUUGGGUCAAACGGAAAGGUAAAAUCCAUCUUCAUGAACGCCUGGAAGAUGGGACACUCCCUUGUCGCCAGAUCUUCGAGUUGGAUCAUGCCAUUGAUAUUCAUCGGAAAUUGUACGGGCCAUCACCCAUGAAGCAUAUUUCCAUGCACACGACGCGAUUGAUCAAAAAGCUCCACGACGAUCUCGUGAGUCUACGACAUUCGAAUGGAUUGCCGGUGGUGAAGAUUUACAAAGACAGUGGAUCGGUGUUUGGGGAGGCUCACCUGCAAGGUGCGACGAUUGCUUUCAAUAUCCAAAAAGACCGAGGCGGGUUGGUCAGGUACUUUGACUUUGAAAAAGAAGCCAAUGCACAGGAUAUUCAUGUGCGAAGUGGAAGUCUGUGUAACCCGGGUGGAACGGCGACAUAUCUACAAUGGAGCCCGACGGAACUUCGAGAAGCGUUUGCGUAUGGACAUAGUUGUUCAAGUCCUCAGGCGGAGUAUUCGGGAAAGGCGCUGGGUGUGGUUCGAGUUUCUCUGGGGGCCAUGUCGUCGGAUGCGGAUAUUGCUCGUCUGGUGCAGUUUGUGCGGGAGACGUAUGUUGAUCGGGUUUACGAUUCGGGGGGUCCGAUCUGUCUUCCGGGGGAUGUCAUGGCGGAUGCUCCCAUAUCCACGAAGAGUCGUGCUUCGGCGAAAGGUUCGCAUGUUUCGGACCAGAAGGAGGUGGCUCGAAUGUCGUCAAGAAUUUCGAGUGAUAGUACUUGUACUUUGACGGCGGAGACGGCGCUUGAGCAGCAACAACAGCAGCAGCAGCAGCAGCAGCAACAGGUUGUCGGCGUUGUGGGUGUUGUGGCUCUUGCUGGCGCUGUUGCGGAGAGGAAAGGUCCGAGUUUUCUCAAGGCAGGCGACUUGUUAUUGACGCCAACAGCAGAUGCCAUGGCGAGGGAGGCUAGCCUGACGUCGAGCACGAGUAAUGUGUCAAAGGAGGAGGAAAUGUGCAGUAUGAAGAGUAAAGCAUCGCGGACUGAGAGACUUCGCAAGAGUAUUGGAGAGGUAUUCCGGCGUGGGUCGAGGAGGCAGGGUACACAUGUAUGGUGAGGUGAAGUGAGGUGAAGUGAGGUGAAGUGAGGUGAAGUGAGGUGAAGUGAGGUGAAGUGAGGUGAAGUGAGGUAAGGUGAAGUGGCUUGAUGAUGUUACGACUUCCUUUUGUACUCGUCUCAUACCUCUUACGGAGGAAGAUGUCGAUCUGGGUGCUUUCACGAGGUCGGGUGUAGGUG
Messenger RNA from Sphaerulina musiva SO2202, 3387 nucleotides. Its product is annotated as PLP-dependent transferase. The record is from RefSeq and is a predicted model, not a curated record. The transcript is spliced from 4 exons. NCBI's taxonomy places the organism in Eukaryota, Fungi, Ascomycota, Dothideomycetes, Mycosphaerellales, Mycosphaerellaceae. Bases 1241 to 3208 code for a protein of 655 amino acids. Gene Ontology annotation, biological process: molybdopterin cofactor metabolic process. Gene Ontology annotation, molecular function: molybdenum cofactor sulfurtransferase activity.